CAGGCGCCCCCAGCCUGCCCUUCCUCUUUUCCCACCUCCUCCUCCCAUCUCUUCCCCCCAAUCUCCGUUCAGGCACUCCAAUCCAGUCGCGAAGUACUGCUCUUCGACGAGACAGUCGAAUCAACCUCUCGCCCGUCGAGCGCGCCCGGCCAUCUCGCCCUUCCUGACCGUCUCCGUACUCGAGUCCAUUUGUCGAUUGGCGGCUCUCGACGCGAGUACUACAUCUCAUCCGGACCGUUCUGCCGAGCGUCUCUGGUCCAUUCAUUUCGUCAACGAGUCACUUUUCAGUCCCUCGCCGUCGUCGAGCCCUAUCGAUUUAAAAGAAGACACGUCGCGGCCACCGUCGACGAAGCGUCAAGAUGGGUUGCGGCAUGAGCACCGAGGAGAAGGAGGGCAAGGCCCGCAACGAGGAGAUUGAGAACCAGCUGAAGAGGGAUAAGAUGAUGCAGCGCAACGAGAUCAAGAUGCUGCUUCUCGGCGCUGGUGAAUCCGGCAAGUCGACCAUCCUGAAGCAGAUGAAGCUCAUCCACGAGGGUGGCUACUCUCGCGAUGAACGCGAGUCCUUCAAGGAAAUCAUUUUCAGCAAUACGGUGCAGUCGAUGCGUGUCAUCCUCGAGGCGAUGGAGUCGCUCGAGCUGCCCCUCGAGGACCAGCGCAUGGAGUACCAUGUUCAGACCAUCUUCAUGCAGCCGGCCCAGAUUGAGGGCGACGUUCUCCCCCCGGAGGUCGGCGGCGCCAUUGAGGCACUGUGGAAGGACCGAGGCGUGCAGGAGUGCUUCAAGCGCUCGCGCGAGUACCAGCUCAACGACUCGGCGAGAUACUACUUUGACAACAUUGCGCGCAUCGCUGCCCCCGACUACAUGCCCAACGACCAGGACGUUCUGCGCUCGCGAGUCAAGACGACGGGCAUCACCGAGACCACCUUCAUUAUUGGUGAUUUGACGUACCGUAUGUUCGACGUCGGUGGCCAACGAUCCGAGCGAAAGAAGUGGAUUCACUGUUUCGAGAACGUCACCACGAUUCUGUUCCUCGUCGCCAUUUCCGAGUACGACCAGCUGCUGUUCGAGGACGAGACAGUGAACCGCAUGCAGGAGGCCUUGACGCUGUUCGACUCCAUCUGCAACUCGCGGUGGUUCAUCAAGACGUCCAUCAUUCUCUUCCUGAACAAGAUUGAUCGGUUCAAGGAGAAGCUGCCUGUCAGCCCGAUGAAGAACUACUUCCCCGACUACGAGGGCGGCGACGAUUACGCCGCGGCGUGCGACUACAUCCUCAACCGCUUUGUCAGCCUCAACCAGCACGAGACGAAGCAAAUCUACACCCACUUCACCUGCGCCACGGACACCACGCAGAUCCGCUUUGUUAUGGCCGCGGUCAACGACAUCAUCAUCCAGGAGAACCUUCGGUUGUGCGGCCUGAUCUAAAACCUUUGCACCAUUUCUCGAUUUGCUUGUUUUAAAACACGAAUACCCUCCGACUCGAUUACGACCACCCGAAGGGCCACGGAGAGACGGCUCAUGAUUUCUUUUCAUUGUACUCGUAACAGCGCUUCGGAGGAGCUGGAAAGAUGUCGCAACCCGCUCCAUUGGCCGACCUUUUCUCCUUGACGGAUCGAAACGCGGACGCUGCGUCUUGCUCGAGUGCACAUGAUGCCUGGUGUCUGGCGGAGCUGCGCAGCCGCAGGAAGUGCACUCGACGGCGAGACGUCCCGCAGGGGCAAGUGUUAAGCCCCUGCGCUGGAACGGGCGAGGAAAUAGAGACGCAGUGGCGAGGUUUUUCGGGGCAACGGACUCUUGCAUCUGACAAGAAGACGCGACGGUGGCGGUCAUCUACUUUGUUUAAUUACGAAAUCCCCUUUUCCCUACCUUUUCUUUGACAUUCUUUGUGUCCUGUUGCGCGUGUUCCUUUCCGUUGGUGAGUCGAACUUGUACUCGUGGACCGAAGUGGCGGGAGGACGAAUGUCUGCGGCGGCGGCGGCGGCGGCGAGGGCGAGGGCGAGGGGAGACGAGGGAUGCAGGCAGGCAUUGUCUAGCAUGAGGAUGAGAUAGCGCCGGCCAUGGUCGGGCUGAUGAGGCGGCCCGUAUUCUAAACAUGGCUCCCAAGGUCACAUUAUUCUGGU
Purpureocillium takamizusanense is the source of this 2116-nucleotide messenger RNA. It is a transcript of the gene GPA1, whose product is annotated as guanine nucleotide-binding protein subunit alpha. The record is from RefSeq and is a predicted model, not a curated record. The transcript has 5 exons. Gene Ontology annotation, biological process: G protein-coupled receptor signaling pathway. Gene Ontology annotation, molecular function: GTP binding; G protein-coupled receptor binding; G-protein beta/gamma-subunit complex binding. Lineage: Eukaryota; Fungi; Ascomycota; Sordariomycetes; Hypocreales; Ophiocordycipitaceae. Gene Ontology annotation, cellular component: heterotrimeric G-protein complex. Bases 360 to 1421 code for a protein of 353 amino acids.